Molecule: messenger RNA, 1017 nt
Organism: Anguilla rostrata (American eel)
Lineage: Eukaryota; Metazoa; Chordata; Actinopteri; Anguilliformes; Anguillidae
Product: leukocyte immunoglobulin-like receptor subfamily A member 6
Exons: 3
Coding region: 1-684 (227 amino acids)
Biological process (GO): cell surface receptor signaling pathway
Cellular component (GO): plasma membrane
Molecular function (GO): transmembrane signaling receptor activity
Source: RefSeq, a predicted model, not a curated record
AUGUGUCUGGUGAGUUUGGGAGGUAAAAAGCCAAGGCCUGUUAUUACCCAGAAUUCCCCCAGUGGAGAGCUGUACACAGGAGAGAGAGUCACCCUGAGCUGUGGGUUUGGGGGAGAUCCUGCUGGCUGGAAGUAUCUCUGGUACAAAGACACACAGAGACACACUGUGCCCAACACUGACAGCAGCAGGACCGAUGGGUCUAGUUUCACCAUCAGCUCUGCUGCUCUGGCCCACAGUGGAGAGUACCGCUGUAGAGCUGCAAGAGGGAGAACACCUUUUUACUCAGACUACAGUGAUCCUCUGACUUUAGAAAUAUCUGUAUUACCUCAAACACAUCUGACUGUGCAGUCUGGAUGGACAGAGGUCUUCCCCAAUGAAACAGUGACUCUGAGGUGUGUGAUUCAGGGCAGCUCUACAGACUGGAUGUAUAAAUGGUACAGAGAUGGACGGGAGCUUCCUGUAGACAAGGCUAACUCGAGCAGUGUAAAUGGAGACACAUACACAAUCCUCUCUGCUGAUCAGUCACAUGCUGGACUGUACACCUGCAGAGGAGAACUUACAAGGAGAGCAUCUGUACACUCUCUGAUUGGCAGCUCUGCUAAUUUGAGUGUUCAAGGUAAUUAUGAUGUAUUUUCAAAACCAUUGAAAGAGCAGAAUGCAUAUUUGAAAGCAGGUGUCUUGUGAAACCUUCCAUUUACAGCAAUAAACUGUCUUUUAAACUUUCAGCUCUCCCACAAGCUCAGCUGACCGUGCAGUCUGGAUGGACAGACGUCUUCCCCAAUGAAACAGUGAUUCUGAGGUGUGUAAUUCAGAGCAACUCUACAGAGUGGAUGUAUAAAUGGUACAGAGAUGGAUGGGAGCUUCCUGUAGACAUGGCUGACUCCAGCAGUGUAAAUGGAGACACAUACACAAUCCUCUCUGCUGAUCAGUCACAUGCUGGACUGUACACCUGCAGAGGAGCACAUACAAGGAGAGCAUCUGUGCACUCUCUGGUUAGCAGCUCUGCCGCAUUGAGUG